UGCAACCACAGAUUAGUAAUGAGCUCCACAUCACUGCUGGCCCUGCUGGGGGUCACCUUCUUGCUGCCCUGUGUGCACGCUUUGGACUGCCAGUGGGCGGCCAUAGAGACUGUGUUGAACACCUCACAGAUGCCCGUGGAGUGGACAAAUGGCAAGAAAACCUGUGACUUCGGCGAUGGUUGCCAAGACACGUUAAUGCUCAUAGAGAAUGGACCCCAAGUGAACUUGGUGCUCACAAAGGGCUGCACUUCAGAAAAGGAUCACGAGGUCCAAGUCACUGAGCACAGGACAGGCCCUGGGCUCUCUGUCAUCUCCUACACUCAUGUGUGCCGUCAUAGAGACCUCUGCAAUGACCUGUCCACCUCUGUCCCUCUCUGGUCCCUGCAUACUGAAAAAGUCCUAGGGACCCUGCAGUGCCCAGUCUGCUUUUCCAGAUACAACUGUCCAGAGAAGGCUUCACAGCAGUUCUGCCCUGUGGGACAGACUCACUGCUACAAUGGAGUCCUCAAGCUCAGAGGAGGGGGAAUUGCCACCAAUCUGAAAGUACAGGGGUGCUUGCCCAAACCAGGCUGUGACCUGCUCAAUGGGACCCAGAAAAUUGGCCCCAUUGCUGUGAGUGAGAACUGCAAUCCUAAGUCAGGUGCGCAGGCCCUGGAAUGCAAGUGGGGGGCAAUCGAGGCCGUAAGGAAUGUGUCAGAACUGCCCCUCCAGUGGACAACUGGCUGGGAAUCCUGCGCCCAAGGCCAGGGUUGCCAGGAAACGGUGAUCCUCGUGGUGAAUGGACCCCUCGUGAAUGUGGUGCUCACAAAGGGCUGUACUGAGGCGGAGGAUCAAGAAGGCCGCAUCAGUGAGCACAGGAAGGGCCCCGGACUCACCAUCAUCUCCUACACGCGCGUGUGCCGCCAUAAAGACUUCUGCAACGACCUGUCCUCCACCGAUGCCUUCUGGACCCCGCCCCCUGCUGCAGUCCUAGGGACCCUGCAGUGCCCAGUCUGCUUUUCCAGAUACAACUGUCCAGAGAAGGCUUCACAGCAGUUCUGCCCUGUGGGACAGACUCACUGCUAUAAUGGAGUCCUCAAGCUCAGGGGAGGGGGAAUUGCCACCAAUCUGAAAGUACAGGGGUGCUUGCCCAAACCAGGCUGUGACCUGCUCAAUGGGACCCAGAAAAUUGGCCCCAUUGCUGUGAGUGAGAACUGCAAUCCUAAGUCAGAUACUCUGACCUGUAACCGGGGGGUCAUGUUGCAGAUGGGGAGAAAGUUGGCUCAAGACCCCGUUGAAUGGACCUCAUCCUCGAACCAGAUGUGUGAUCCUGAGGAGGUGUGUCAGGAGACACUGAUGCUCAUAGACGUAGGACACAGAUCUCUCCUAAUGGGGAGCAAAGGCUGCAGCAAGGCUGGGGCACAGAACUCUCAGGCUGUCUCCUUACACUCCCGGCUGCCUGGAGUGCUGGUUGCCUCCUAUGUCCGGGUCUGCUCCUCUGACCUGUGCAACAAUGCUGGCAGCAGCAGUGUCCUGCUGGCCUCCCUUCCUAAGCCAGCUGCUCCUGCCCCAGGAGGCCUGCAGUGUCCUGCCUGUGUACAGUUUCUUGGAUCCUGCUCACAAAGCUCCAACUUAGUUACCUGCCCUAGUGGUGUCACUCAUUGUUAUGAUGGUAACAUUGCUGUCAACGGAGGUGGGUUGUCCACCACACUGAGCAUUCAAGGUUGCAUGGCCCCAGCUUCCAAAUACUUGCUGAACCACACACGGAAUGUUGGGAUCUUCUCUGUACGUGAGAACUUUGAAGAUGAUAACAAGGAGCAAAGCCGUGUAUCCCCAAGUGGAGUAGCCCGGGCCACAUACCUGCUCUGGGUGAUGGGGAUGGGGCUAUUCCUAGCCCUUUGGAAUGGGGGACUUUAUCCUCUCUGCUAAAUCCAUCUCCCCAUGAUUCUUAACCUUUCCUGUCACCUAAACCCAACAAUUGACCUCACAAUCUAAUGGCCUUGGACACUGAAUUAUUUUCCCAUCCUCACUCUGUCUCCUGGUAAUAACAUGGUGGGUGGGGCAGGGAGCAGCUGAACUUACCCUGUAGGAGAGGGGACAUGCAAGUACUUGGCCACAUGCAUCUUAUAAUAAAGACACCCUGU
Molecule: messenger RNA, 2123 nt
Organism: Marmota monax (woodchuck)
Lineage: Eukaryota; Metazoa; Chordata; Mammalia; Rodentia; Sciuridae
Gene: Cd177
Product: CD177 molecule
Exons: 13
Coding region: 19-1908 (629 amino acids)
Biological process (GO): leukocyte cell-cell adhesion; positive regulation of neutrophil degranulation; cell-cell junction maintenance
Cellular component (GO): plasma membrane raft; plasma membrane
Source: RefSeq, a predicted model, not a curated record